AUGGGGCGGCUCGCGCGCGCGCCAGGCCUCGUCGGGGCCCCCCCGCCCACGUUGCCCUUCAAUCGAUGGCAGCGGGCCGUCCGCGAGGAGUGGUUCGAGACUCAGACUGCCUUCCUCGCCAACGUUGUCUACGCCAAGGUUGACUUCCCCGAGGCGCUGACGGACACCGUGGAGGUGCGGGCCAUGGGCAUCUUUGCGCACUACGGCUUGGUCAAUGUCGUGAAGAAGUGCCCCGUGCGCGACGCCCCCGCGGUGCUGGAGGAAAGCUGGCGCUCCGACAACGGCAAGGUUCGCUUCAAAUGGGCUUGCUCGUCCCAUGGCCACAAGCACUACGACGCGGCAGUCGCCGGCGUCGGCAUUCUCAAGAAAGUGGAAGUGGGGUCGUGGAUGACGUUUCUGAACUUCAUCGCGCUUCUGCGUUCUGGCACCCCCCUGCAUAAGAUGCACGCGGAGCUGCGGGCCGCGUGGGGCAACUGCAGUGACAAGAACUUCCGCAGGUGGAAGGACAUGUACCAGGGGGAGCUGAAGAAGGCCAACGAGAAGUUAGACUUGAUGAAGAUCGGCGGCCCGAACCACGUGGUCGUCAUGGACGAGACAGUCGUCGGCGUCCACCCCGACGAUGGCUUUGAGUCUCUCACUCACAAGGGAAUUCGAAAAGGGGCUCCACGUGCACGUUCUGGCACACGGUCGCGGCCCAAGGUCCGCGCGCGCAUUGCCAAGGCGCCCCCCGCGCGGACUAUCUGGAAGGGCGACGAGCCGAUGAAGAGUGCGGGGGUAACCAGAGGCAAGAAGAACGUCGUCAAGAGACGCCCCGCUGCCAUGAAAGUGAAGAAGACGAUCAUGAAGCGGCCAGCCGCGCGCGGGGGAGUGCGGGGCACGAGCGCUGAUCCCCGUUCCAACGGCCGCUGGUUGUGGGCAGCAGUUUCCGUCGGCAAGGGGACGGAGAAGUGGACGCACGGCAACGGGAAGAAGCGCUUCGCGUGGCGAUUCCUUCCAUCCCGCUACAACGCGGAAAAGAGCAAGCCUCGCGGCUUCGAGGAGAUUCGCAAGACCAUCGAGCAGCACGUGGCGAAAAAAAACAUCCUGGUGUUCGAUGGCUGGCUCAGCUCGCUGAAGGCGGCCCAGGACUUGGGUUUCAUACACGUGCCCCCCAUGGUCCACGACGUCGGGUGGCGCGACGUGGAGACGGGGUGGCAUUCCAAUGACAUUGAGAGCGAGAACAACCGCUUGAAGCAUUGGUCCCGCGUCCGAUACAACGCCCUGAAAAUCUCCGAGCUGGACAUGCACGAGCACGCAUACUACGUGAACGCAGGGGACACGAUGGCGGACGUGAUGCUGGGGUUAGCCGCGGCAGGCGGGGGCUUGGGCCGCGCGCAACUGAUUCGAUUAGGCGUCGGCAGUUCAGUCUGA
Messenger RNA from Prorocentrum cordatum, 1410 nucleotides. The record is from the annotation of a GenBank genome assembly. Lineage: Eukaryota; Dinophyceae; Prorocentrales; Prorocentraceae.